Molecule: messenger RNA, 2317 nt
Organism: Pimephales promelas (fathead minnow)
Lineage: Eukaryota; Metazoa; Chordata; Actinopteri; Cypriniformes; Leuciscidae
Gene: atp6ap1a
Product: ATPase H+ transporting accessory protein 1a
Cellular component (GO): proton-transporting V-type ATPase complex
Molecular function (GO): ATPase activator activity
Source: RefSeq, a predicted model, not a curated record
ACGGCUCAGCCCGCUGAAGAUGGCCGCGUGUGACGUCAGAGCUCAUCGCACUCAAGAUGGCCGCUAUGUGGACGGUCUCCGGGAACGCUAGGAUGAUUUUAUAUCUUUUUAUCUGUGUGUUCGCAGCAGCGAAGAGCGACGAGCAAGUGCCCCUGGUCGCAUGGGCGAGUGACGGGUUUGUCCUGUCUCCUGUGAAUGCUCCAUCAUCAGGUCACACUGUGUCUGUGGAUGAGCUGGAGUCCGUCCUGAACCGAGCCCUGAGCACUUCCCCUCAUAAUCUACUGCUCUUCCUGCAGGAUAAAUUGAGUGUUGAUGACUUCACGAUGUACGGAGGAGUGUUCGGGAACAAACAGGAUAGUGUCUUCCAGAAUCUGGAGGCGUCUGUGCAGUCCUCCUCCUCCCUAUGGCUGCCGUGUGUGUCGUCGUCCGCCACGGCUCAGGUGUCUACACUGCUCCAGAACCAGAUCGAUGCGGCUCCGCUCUACAUGAACCCGGACACGCUCGCUCAGCUCCGACUCAACACGUCAGUGCCGGCCCUGCUGGUGUUCCGGCUCCCGUACAGCAACGAGGCUGAUAUGAUGUCUACUAAAGAAGUGCUGAGUGGAAACGAUGAGGUGAUGGGUCAGGUGCUGAGCAUCAUGAAGGCUCAGUCUGUGCCGUACACUGCAGUGUUCACUGCGCUGGGACCCUCCAGGGUGAUCGAGGAGUCUCCGGCUGUGCACUCGGUCUGGUCCCGCUCCCUCCUGCAGUCCCGUCGGGAGGACGCCCCCGUCCCCAACCCGCCGCUGGAGUUUAAGGAGAAGGGCUCCGUCUGCAUCCUCCUGUGGGCCGAGUCAGUGGUGGUCAGCCAGUAUCGCUCUGGGAAGUGGGAGAGGCAUGACCUCACCUCCAAGACCUUCGGCAGAGGCGUGACCCCCGACCUGUCCGGGUCCUCCUGCAACGAGACCCACUCUCGGUUGGUUCUGAAUUAUGAAGAUGUCCUGGAUUACCGUUCGUUCAAGCUCAUUUUUGUGAUGAACCGCCGCCACUAUAAGGUGUCUGCCCGUCACUGGUUCACCAUGGACCGUGUCCACCUGGAGUAUGAUGGGAAAAGGGCCUCGUUCAAUGGCAGCCGGCACAUCUACGCCCCGUCCGAGUACUCGUACCGCUGUGAGUCCGUGAGCAGCUCCUACUACCCUCAGCUGUCGCCACACUCGGACAAGGACAACGCCAACGACUGGCACGUCUCUUUCCAGGACUUCCAGGUCCAGGGCUUUAACAUCGCUGGGAGUGAGUUCUCGUACGCCAGUGACUGUGCUAGUUUCUUCACUCCUGGUAUCUGGAUGGGUCUGGUGACGUCUCUGCUCAUGGUGCUGGUCCUCGUGUACGGCCUGCACAUGAUCAUGCAGCUGCGCACCAUGGACCGCUUCGACGACCCCAAGGGUCCCGCCAUCUCUGUGCCUCAGACCGAGUGAAGGACACAGACCCAUUCCUCACGGCACUGCUUUAGUUACACCGUUAGAGUUAUGACCAGAACAAAAACACAACAUUUAUAUAUGUGUGUGUGUAAUAAAGAAGAAUCAUUUUACGAUCAUUAAGAUUUUUUUUCAUUGUGACUUUGACAAUUACAGAGUAAAAUGUUUAAUGGUACUGAAAUGAACUUCUUUUUAUGCAAAAUACAGUUUUGUGAGAUUCAAUCUUAAAUAUCUAUAAAUCUACCUUAUAUUUUCUUUGUUUAUUUACUUUUCCAGAAAACUCGUAUUGAAUUUACAGAUUGGAGCACCAUUAAAUGUAAAUUGUACACUUUGCAUAAUAACUUGUUUGUGUGAGAGAAAUAUCUAUUAACAGACAGCUGAAGGUUUUUAGUGUGCUGUAAAUAUGGAAUAUGAAAAGAAGUAUUAUUUAUUGGUGGUAUGCGUGUAUGUUUGAUUCCAGCGUUUCCCCCUGUAGUUUCCUUCAUAGUUGUGUGUCGUGUGUGUGUGUUCACAGAUGUGUCUGCGUGUUAUUGUGAGAACUGACAUAUUUUGUGACCAAUCUGGGUUUUGAUUUAAAGGGAAAUAUGUUGUGAGCUGUAUUUAAAUAUUAGAAAAAAAAGGUGACCAGAGAUAUUCUGACAUAUUGUUUUUGUUGAAAUAUCAGCAUGAUGUAUACUUUAAUAAUGUUAUUGUAGUGAAUCAUUGCACAAACAGCUCUCAUAAAUAACAUGUUUUAUAUUGAUGGCACAUCUGCUUUAUAUUUCAGAUAUCUAUUGGCAUUUCAUGCUGGCACGUUUUGGAGGUGUACACUCUUCAAUGUGUGUAUUGUGUCCGUGUUAAAUAAACUUCAUUGUGACAACUUA